GAAGGGGCGCAGCGUGGGAAAGGGAUGGUUGAGUUUUAACCAGAGGCAGAGCGUGAGCCGGAUCAGUGUGUGCGGAACGCGAGCAGCCGAGCGCGGAGAGGCGCUGCUGCUGUUAACUCCUCCCUGCCCGCUGCGCCGACCCUCCCCCGGAGCCCGCGCGCAGCCAGCAUGAAGCGAGCCCACCCCGAGUACAGCUCCUCAGAUAGCGAGCUGGACGAGACCAUAGAGGUGGAGAAAGAGAGUGCGGACGAGAAUGGAAACUUGAGUUCGGCUUUAGGUUCCAUGUCCCCGACUACAUCUUCCCAGAUCUUGGCCAGGAAAAGACGGAGAGGCAUCAUUGAGAAGCGCCGACGCGACCGGAUCAAUAACAGUUUGUCGGAGCUGAGGAGGCUGGUACCCAGUGCUUUCGAGAAGCAGGGAUCUGCUAAAUUAGAAAAAGCCGAGAUCCUGCAGAUGACCGUGGAUCACUUGAAAAUGCUGCACACUGCAGGAGGAAAAGGCUAUUUUGACGCACACGCCCUGGCAAUGGACUAUCGGAGUUUGGGAUUUCGGGAAUGCCUGGCAGAAGUUGCCCGUUACCUGAGCAUCAUUGAAGGAUUAGACACCUCUGACCCGCUUCGAGUUAGGCUGGUCUCACAUCUCAAUAACUAUGCCUCUCAGCGGGAAGCCGCGAGCGGCGCUCACACAGGCCUUGGACACAUUCCCUGGGGGAGCGCCUUUGGACAUCACCCGCACAUCGCGCACCCCCUGUUGUUAACCCAGAACAGCCACGGGAACACUGGCACCACGGCCUCGCCUACGGAACCACACCACCAGGGCCGGUUGGCUUCUACGCAUCCGGAGGCGCCCGCCUUGCGAGCGCCCCCUAGCGGCGGUCUUGGACCGGUGCUCCCCGUGGUCACCUCCGCCUCUAAACUCUCGCCGCCUUUGCUUUCCUCGGUGGCUUCCCUGUCCUUCCCCUUCUCUUUUGGCUCCUUCCACUUACUCUCUCCCAAUGCACUGAGCCCUUCGGCACCCACGCAGGCAGCAAACCUUGGCAAACCCUAUAGACCUUGGGGAACAGAGAUUGGAGCUUUUUAAAGAACUGACGCUGUAGAAAGUGGGAAGGGAAAGCUUAAAAUCCCAGCUGAGCUGGACUGUUGCCAACAUUACCUUAAAGUUGUCGGUAAAAGUAAAAAGGUACAUUUUCAGAUAAAUUUUGUUUAAAGACUAAAGGUUUGUUGGUUUAUUUUUUUUGUAUUAUGUCAUGUAUUAGUUUUUAAAAACUAGUUGCUUAAUUUUGUUCAAAACAUUCAUUUGAAAUAGUAAGUAUAAGCCAAUGCUCUGUGAUAGGUUUGUACUGUGCCUAAUUUACUUUGUAAACAUCUGUGAGUGAAUCCAUUUUUGCCUCAAAAUUUUGGGAAUUUUAACAUUUAGGUCUGUUUUUCUCCUUGUGUAGUUAUGGUUUGUUUUUAGAAUUAAUUUUUCCAAACCACUGUGCUCAGUGUUAACAUAAUUGUGUUUGUUAAUAUUUUGACAGAUUAAGGUGUUGUAUAAAUAAUACUCUUUUUUUCUUUUGGGGAGAGAGCUCUACUGAAUUUUAUAUUUCUGAACAAAGCGUUGACAAAUCAGAUGAUCAGCUUUACCCAAGAAAGAAGACUAGUUAAUUCCCUGCCUCCUAUAGCAGUAAGGUGAAUGUGCAAGCCAUCGGUGGCCCUGAAUCCAUGUGACCAGCUGCUGUCGCUUGCUGGAACUUGCAAUUCUAGCUUAGUUAGGAGAGAGCCACUGGCAGGUUUAGUCCCCACUAAAAUAUUGGUGAGGAACAGGUAAAAAAAAAAAAAAAUUUUUUUUUUUUUUGGACUGAAAGUAAAUGAAGAGAAUGUGCCCGAGUUUACCAGCCCCAAGCAAUGCAAUGAAUUAUUAAUCUCAUGGACCUCAAAUUCACAAAUGUUAGGAAGGAUCAAUGCUCAUGGGGUACAAGUGGUCAGUCGAGAAGUACAGUGGAACCUGUUAAAUGCAUAACCUAAUUUUCCUGGGACUGCCAUAUUUUCUUUUAACUGGAAAUGUUUGUGUUGUGUUUUCCUUUUCGGUGCAUGGGAAUGUGGCUGUUGAGAUAUUUAAAAGGGCUUUGCUGCCCUCUCCUCUUUGGUUUAUUUAAUUUGAUUCGGGCUAUAAAAGUAUCAUUUUACAGUUUUAUUUCUUUAGCAGGUGUAGUUUAAACGACCUCCACUGAACUGGGUUUGACCUCUGUUGUACUGUGUCGUGACUAAAUAAAAAAGAACAAAUUAUUCUGCUGUAAA
Messenger RNA from Loxodonta africana (African savanna elephant), 2279 nucleotides. RefSeq names its product hes related family bHLH transcription factor with YRPW motif 1 (gene HEY1). Bases 169 to 1080 code for a protein of 303 amino acids. Lineage: Eukaryota; Metazoa; Chordata; Mammalia; Proboscidea; Elephantidae. Gene Ontology annotation, biological process: negative regulation of neuron differentiation; regulation of transcription by RNA polymerase II; anterior/posterior pattern specification. The transcript has 5 exons. The record is from RefSeq and is a predicted model, not a curated record. Gene Ontology annotation, molecular function: RNA polymerase II cis-regulatory region sequence-specific DNA binding; protein dimerization activity; DNA-binding transcription factor activity, RNA polymerase II-specific. Gene Ontology annotation, cellular component: nucleus.